AUGCUUAUCAGUAGCAAAAAUUCCCGUUCCGACUAUAGCAAGAUUCAACGACAUGGUUUUUCCGAAGUGGAAAAUUUCAGGACCACAGUACCUUUUAGUAGUCGACGCGCCGCACCGGAGCACUGCAUGUUGCAUCGAAUACUCCGCUCGCACAAUUGGCGCCCUCCACGCUACGCGGGGGGGGGGGUCAAAGUACUUCGCUUGAUGUUAUAUGCCGUACGAAUACAUAUUUUUUUUUCUCGGCUCGUUAUGGUGCAGCAUAUGGAGGGUACGCCACAAAGUAUAGAUAACGGCGGUAAGCACAAAGUUCAUAUAGCGAGCGAGUCUACCAGCAAGGAUGCUCCUUUGACAGAAAGCGUUGAUCCUGAAGCAAAUGACAUGAAAAUAGAUGAAGUCGAACUACGUUUAGAAAGUUACAAAACUGCAAAAGAAUCAUCAGAAUUGUUAGCAAACUCCGGAUCUGAUUCUGACGAUGAUUAUGAUCCGGAAACUGCAUUUACAAGUACGCAAAUAAGCGCCGAUAACACUAUUAACGAUGGUGAAAAGAGUGUGAUCCGCGAACCGCAAAAUAACCACAUCCAAGCAAAUGCCGACGAAAAAUAUGACGAUUCGUAUGAUCCUGAAGCCACUUUACCAGUUGUACGUUUGCCUUUUUCCGGCUCUGGAUUACCUCCUAGACCGAUUAUCCCACCUGAAUUUUCUCGAAUAGACGUUGAUCCCCAUAUCCAGUUUCGCGCAGCUUAUGAAGCGGUGAUGCGAAGUAAAUUAGUGAAAAGUAAAGAAUUCCAGGCUCUUAGUGAGCUUGAUCAAAAAAAGACAAUUUUGGGCGAGUUGGUGAGAAGUAAAGUAAAGCUUGUUGCAGGCCUCACACCUGAAAAAAUUGACCGAAUGAAUUACGACCAAAUCUAUUCAUUCAACGAACCAGCAUUGUUAUGGAACCAUACCAUUCCCUUAAUUCCCUACAAUGAAUAUUGCCGGAGACCUAAUUUAACCAUACCCAUGUCUGCGGAUGAAGAACUAGCGUACAAUGAAUUUCUCAAACACCAAGAAUCCUACACUUCGUCUAUUCAUCGACCACUGGGUGACAUCCGGUUGUUUGUUGGCAAUCUUCCUGCGACAGUAAGUGCAAAAGACCUUUACCGAAUAUUCAGUCAGUACGGAAAAUUGCAUGAGGUAACUAAUCGUUCCUUAUUUGCAUUUAUUCACUUUCAUAAUGAAGCUGAUUGCAAAGAAGCAAUUAAAGGGGAGCAUGAUGUUCCUUUGUUUGGAAGAUAUUGGAGACUAAAUGCGACGCCCGCGUUCCCAGGGAAAAAGUAUCUGGAAGCAGCUCGCGGUCGUGAACGUUCGGUAGAGGAAACACCCCCAGGCAUGAAAAGACAAAAAGUAGAUGUGAAAGAGCAAGAUGUGGAAUUGAAGCAACAAAAAACAAAUGAUGGCCCGAUUCAAUGUCAAAUAUUUGUUACGAACGAGUCGUCAGGUCACAAUACUGCGAAGUUGAAGCAACUAUUUAUCGAAACCGGUAUUACUUUCCAGGUGGAAGAUAUUGAAGAUGAGGACUUGAGCGAACUUAUCAGUGAGGUUGCAUAUUCUGGUGUUCGGAGUGCAUGUAUUGUUAAAGAACAUGCUGUGGACUUACAAGUAUUUGAGAAGACCAAUGACGAUGGAAUAAGGUUCGACGAAUACGCAGGUAUUGAACCUACUGUGGCAGUAGAAGUCAUUCAAAACUCAUCCUCAAAGUCUACCACAGUCGAGCCAGAGCCAGCGCCAGAACCAGCUUCAGAACCAGCUUCGGAACCAGCACCACAGGCCGCACCACAACCAGCACCACAAACAAUAUACCAAAGCAUCAAAAAGGAUAGAGGAGGAAAUGACACGACUUCAAGAGUUAGAAGUUCCAGAAAUGCAGCUCUGCUUCGCUCUGGAGAUCUGAAAGGUCACAAAUCCCUGUUUGCUGACAUGUAUGGACCGACUACUUACAGUCCUCGUCAAAAGUCUUAUUCUCCUACUCCUAAAAUUAACAACCAAGCUCAGCAACCUCAAGCACCUCAGGGUCCACCAAUUGGGAAUCAGCAUGCAAAUGUUGGUUAUUCACAGCCAAAUCAAUACCAUCAUCAAACAUAUCAGAAUGGAACUCCAGGUUUCCAAUAUAACCCCACCAUCCAAAAACCUUCCGUGCAACCAUUCGGCGCUCCUCCGCAGGGGCAGUAUGCUCCACCACCGAGCGUGAACUCUAAUAUUCCGGUGGCUACUACUCCGUAUCAGAACUUUAACCAGGUGCAACCCUCGGGGCAAACUCAGUUGUUGCAGGCAUUGCAAAAUUUAGAUCCAACGACAAUGCAACAGAUGAUAAUGUUUUUGCAACAACAACAGCAACAACCGCAACAACCACAACUACCACUCCAACAACCACUCCAACAACCACUCCAACAACCACUCCAACAACCACUCCAACAACCACUCCAACAACCACUCCAACAACCACUCCAACAACCACUCCAACUACCACUCCAACAACCACUCCAACAACCACUCCAACAACCACUCCAACAACCACUCCAACAACCACUCCAACAACCACUCCAACAACCACUCCAACAACCACUCCAACAACCAUUACAACAACAACCUCAGCAACCAUUUCAACAUCCACCUCAGCAUCCACUUCAGCAACUGCAACAACAACCACUACAGCAACCUCUUCCAUACCAGCAGGCAACACCGUAUAAUUUGGCCUCCAAUGUUUCUGAAUAUGCACCGACUUCUCUGUCGAUACCUUCCACCCAGGUUUCUACUCUUUUGGCCCAGCUCCAGACCAAGAAAGGAUAUGAUAUCAGUUCACCUCAGCUGAAGGUUCUUUCCGACACAUUGGCAAAAUUGAGUAAGCAGUAG
Molecule: messenger RNA, 2889 nt
Organism: Meyerozyma guilliermondii ATCC 6260
Lineage: Eukaryota; Fungi; Ascomycota; Pichiomycetes; Serinales; Debaryomycetaceae
Gene: NAB3
Product: Nab3p
Exons: 1
Coding region: 1-2889 (962 amino acids)
Cellular component (GO): cytosol
Molecular function (GO): mRNA binding
Source: RefSeq, a predicted model, not a curated record